GCAGAUUUUUUUCGCACCGAUCAAAUGUUUUUGAAGCAAAUAGUACCACCAUCCGGUUAUUCAUCGUAUGGAAAUGACAAUAAGACUUUUCAGCUUUCUUACAUGUUCCCAAAGGAGAAUAAAUAUUAUUCAACUUUUAAAGAAUAUGUCGAAAAGGGGAUAACUAUGAAAGGAUUGACAUUUAAUAUUUAUGAUGAUAAAAUGAGAAAUGCUGCAAUAGCUUUAUUUAAACUUAUAAGAAAUACAAGAAAAGACGAAAAAUUUAAUUUUAUCAAUUUAACAAAAUGGAUUCAUUAUAACGUUAACAGCGAUAUGGUAGAUUACGCUUCGCGUCUUGCAUCAUUGUUUGAUACUUCCACCCCCGAUGAGAAAUUUUUACCUCCUUUCUUAGUGAAGCCAAACUACUUUGUUGGAGGUGAAACAAUAUUCAAAGCAUUUUACUUCAGUGAUAAAAUAGGUAAAGUCACUGAAAACGUAAUGAAAACGUACCAAAUUUUAAACAUAGACGAAAACAGUAUUGCUAUUAACACGAAUUAUUCUGGUUGGAAUAUGCCACCAGAUGCAUGUGACAAACUAAUUAAAUAUUACACUGAAGACAUUGCGCUCAACAGUCAUUAUUACGGAUUACAGCUUUUACAUCCAUUUUGGAUGACCAAUGAAGAAUUGGCUGUUUUCAAUCCACGACAUGCUGAGCACUACUAUUUUUCACACAAACAAUUAUAUGCUCGAUAUCAACUAGAAGAAGAACAUUUGCAAGCAGAUGUAGCAGCACUGCAAGCAAAAUAUGAACCACAGUAUAACCCAUAUUUAUAUUACGAUAAUGGUCUUCCAUUUCCAUCUAGAUGUGCUACUAUUGGCGAUGAUAAAAAGAAUGACGACAGUUAUUUAAAAACAAAGGAUUCGGAAAUUAAGGAAAGCAUUCAUAGAGGAAAAUACACGGAAAAUGGUACACUGGUGGAGCUAACGGAAGAUAAUUAUAUUAAUCUUGUAGCAAAACUUGUGCGUUCUAAAAUGAAUAACAUAAAAAAUGCAAAAAUUGCAAGGAAUGUCUAUGGUUACCGAGCUUCAGGUUACCCGAUUAACAAAUACAACCCUGCACCUUCGAUAUUAAAUCACGCUCAGACAACACUAAGGGAACCAAUCUAUUGGUAUUUAAUAAAAAAAGAUCUUGAUUAUUUUUCAUUAUAUGCGAAUAAUACAGGACCAUACGACAUAUCGAAAUAUGAAAGGAACGAUUUCACUAUAAGCAACAUAGAAACUACGACUGUAUUAACAAAAUUUCAAUAUUACUUGAUAAAUUUAUACAAAUCUUUGGAUGGUGAUCUACCGUUACACGAAGCAACGGCGAUGCCUAAUGUGUACGCAAGACAGAGAAGAUUAAACCAUGAACCUUUUACGCUUAAAUUUACAAUAGAAUCUAAGUUACAGAAAGAUGUUACAAUAAGACUUUUCUUGGGACCAUCAUGUUCUAUCAAUAAUUGUUGGGCUUUGUAUUAUAAAUUCUUUCAGCUGGACUGCUAUCGCUACAACGUAAAGGUUGGUACUAAUAACGUUACUUGGACUACAGAGUCAUCAUCAAAAUACUAUUCGGACCAAAAUUUUAAUAAGACUGUAUCUUACGAAUCACUAGAAGAAAAUUAUGAUGUAUACAAAUUUCCAAGAAAUUUGGUUAUUCCAAAGGGACGUAAAGAAGGGCUGCAUUUUACAAUAUUUAUAAUGAUUGAUGAUGAAGAUGUCAAUCAUGACUUCGAAGAUACUUCUCUGUAUAUGCAGGUUACCGGUAAUAUAAGCAAUAAGCCGUUGGGAUUCCCGUUCCAUAGACAGGCGGAUGUAAAAACAGUGAACGCUAAUGCUCCAAACUACAGAUUCUACAAUAUUUUAGUGUUUCACAAAGCAAGUCCUGCAGAUAAUACGGGAUAUUUUUCACCACAUAUUUACUGA
Messenger RNA from Chilo suppressalis (striped riceborer), 1941 nucleotides. The record is from the annotation of a GenBank genome assembly. Lineage: Eukaryota; Metazoa; Arthropoda; Insecta; Lepidoptera; Crambidae.